AUGGCUAGCCCUACAGUUCUCUCGUUCGAUACUGAGGGCCGCCCGAUUAAGUUUGAGACCUGGCUCGAUGAUCUGCACCUGUUCCUCCAGCUCACUGCCCGAGAGGAUAUCUCGCUGUACGAUCACGCACUAGGCACAGUCCCUACUCCUGCUACUACUACUGCUGCUACUACUCGCUCACAGUGGCAGACUCGCGAUGCCCACGCCUGCUUUGCUAUUCGCAACUCCCUGCCAGUAGACGAGCGCGAGCACUUUGGCCAGCAUCAGACUGCGCAGGCCCUCUACACUGCUGUAGUUGCGCGCUACUCCUCCCCGGCCUCAGCUGCACUAGGCCGCCUCUCGCUUCCCUACCUGUUCCCCGACCUGUCCGCCUUCCAGACAGUCGCUGACCUCAUCACUCACCUCCGCACUAGUGAUGCCCGCUUCCGUGCAGCCAUGCCCGCUGAGUUUCUUGCCUCCAACCCUCCCCCGCUCUGGCUCACUCUCUACCACCUAGUCACCCGCCUCCCUGACACUCUGCGUACAGUCAGGGACCACUUCCUAGCUCGCUGCCCCACUGAGCUCACCAUUGCCGCCCUAGAGAAGGAACUACUUGCAGCUGAGAAGAGUAUUGUAGCUGUAGGUGCCUCUCGUGGCGACCCCCGCACCCCUUUCUUCGAGGGGUGUCCCCCCUCCCCCCUGCUCCCCUCUGUCGCCUCUGCUGCUGCUGUCGACCUCCUUGGUCCUGAGCAGGUCGGUUCUGCGUCCGCUCCCAGCGGGCGCCGCAGCGGCAAGGGCAGGGGAGGCAAGGGCGGUGGGGGUGACGGCGGGGGAGGCGGUGGUGGGGAUGGUGGCGGCGGUGGGGGCGGUGGCGGGGCUGGAGGGGCUAGUGGCAGCGGUGGGGGUGGUGGAGGCAGCGGCGGCGGUGGUGGUCGGGGUGGGGGCGGUGGUGGUGGCGGCAGUGGACGUGGCGGCGGCAGGGGCGGUGGUGGUCGUGGUGGAGGCGGUGGUGGUGGUCGUGGAGGCUCUGGCCCUGGCCAGAGCGCGCAGCACCCUCAGUCCUCCCAGGAGCUUCGUGAGUGGUACUUACAGCACGGGGGUGGGGGGGGUAGCCUUAGCUGCACGUACGUCAUCCGCACUGGUCGCCGCAAGGGACAGACGUGCGGGAGGGCGCACACUGCGCAGCGCUGCUUCUCUCGCCUAGAUGACGCGUGGCAUGCUCAGUUUCCUGACGCUCCUGAGCUCCCUCAGUGGGCUGAUCUCCUCAAGAAGGAUAUCGAUAUCUAUGCUCUUGAUUUUGAUGUUAUUCUCAAAGCCAUGUAUGCAUUGACUAUUAGUGGAGAGGAGGACCAGUACCUGUGUGUUCCGCCUGACCCAGGCAUCCGCACGAGUGAGGCUGCCGCUCUAGGUACUUGCGCGUCCGCUGCCCCAGGUGCUGGUGAGGCUACUGCUCUAGGUGCUUGUGUGUCCGCCACCCCAGUCGCUGUCUCACUCGCUGACCCCUCUGGGGGUCCGGUCAUUGCGACCUCCUCCACCCUCCUUCCUUGUCCUGCUGUCCCGUCGGGCACACUGUCAGGUCUCCACCUCCCCUCGUUCUCUACGAACUUGGUGGCGGGUUGUGCGCUUCAGGAUGGGGGUGUUCACCAGUUCACCCCUGCCUACGAGCGCGUGACACACUGCACGUGUGCUCGGACGGGCCGUCACCUGGCUACCUUCACUCGACAGCCGGGGUCGGACCUGUACACACUGACCACUGAGUCCCCUCAGGUAGCGGCGUCUGCGUCUGCGUCUGCGUCAGGUCAGCUGUCUGCCCCCUGCUCGUGUCGCUCUCUAGCGCACAAGACUGUCCUCUGGCACCACCGACUUGGUCACCCGUCAGUGCAGCGCCUUCGGGGCAUGCACGCCCGGUACCUUGUCUCUGGUCUUCCUCGGGUACUCCCUCCCCUCCCACCCUCCCUUGCUCCUCCUUGUCUUCCCUGUGUCGAGGGGCGGCAGCGCGCUGCCCCUCACUCCUCCUCGUUCCCCCCGACGACUACUCCUUUGCAGACGCUCCACAUGGACGUGUGGGGCCCAGCCCGCGUCCGUGGUCAGGGCCAGGAGAGGUACUUCUUGAUCGUCGUUGACGACUACUCACGCUACACCACGGUCUUCCCCUUGCGCACCAAGGGUGAAGUCCCUGAUGUUCUGAUCCCUUGGAUCAGCAGAGCACGUCUUCAGCUGCGAGAGCGUUUUCGCUCGGAGUUUCCUGUCCUGCGCUUGCACUCUGACAGAGGUGGCGAGUUCUCCUCCGACCUCUUGGCAGCCUACUGUGCCGAGCACGGCAUUCGCCAGUUGUUCACGCUCCCGGCCUCUCCACAGCAGAAUGGGGUUGCUGAGCGCCGCAUUGGCUUGGUCAUGGAGGUCGCUCGUACCUCCUUAGUCCACGCGGCUGCCCCCCACUUUCUGUGGCCGUUUGCGGUCCGGUACGCUGCGCAUCAGCUUAACCUCUGGCCCCGUGUCUCCGCUCCGGAGACCUCGCCCACACUGCUGUGGACGGGGGAGGUUGGCGAUGCGUCACGCUUCCGUGUCUGGGGAUCCCGAGCUUUUGUUCGCGACACGUCUGCGGACAAGCUCUCCUCCCGCACUGCUCCGUGUGUCUUUCUUGGCUUUGUCCCGGAUGCGUCUGGCUGGCAGUUUUACCACCCCGCCUCGCACCGCGUCUUCCCCUCUCAGGACGUCACUUUUGACGAGUCCGUGCCCUUCUACCGCCUCUUCCCCUACCGCACUGCCCCGCUCCCUCCCCCGCCUCUCUUCCUCGCGCCAGGUGCUGAAGUGGUAGACCCCCUCCCCCCUCAGGGUGCCGCUCCCUCAGGUGUCUCUCAGGUAGACCCGGUUGAGCCUGCCGAGGUAGCUGUCGACUCGCAUCCUGCUAGAGGUGCUGAGCCUGAGCGUGCGGAGCCUGAGCGGGCGGAGCCUGGGGGUGCUGAGUCUGGGGGUGCUGAGGCUGGGGGUGCUGAGCCUGGGGGUGCUGGGUCUGGGGGUACUGAGACUGAGGGUGCUGAGCCUGGGGGUGCUGGGUCUGAGGGUACUGAGCCUGGCGUUGCUGAGACUGGGGGUGCUGAGCCAGGUGGUGUUGCAGUUGACUGUGAGGCGCCUGGAGGACCUCCCUCUUCGCAGCAGCUACGUGAGUGGUACUCACGGUACUGCAGCCUCCGGCGGGGUGCGUCUCGGGCUCGUGGUGCUACUGGAGUUGGUACUAGUGUUUCCCCACCACGGCGGGAGCCGCCCUCUUCCCCACAGCUUCGAGAGUGGUACGCUCGGCACAUCAGUCUCCGGAGUGGAGCUGCUGGUGCUGGGGUCCCCGGAGUUGACGCUGCUGCGGGUGCUGCGGACCCUGGUGCUGGAGGUGCUGCUGCUGCUGGCGGUGCUGCUGGAGGUGCUGCUAGUACUGAGGACCCGGGCGUUGGAGCUGCUGCGGGUGCUGCGGACCCUGGUGCUGGAGGUGCUGCUGCUGCUGGCGGUGCUGCUGGAGGUGCUGCUAGUACUGAGGACCCUGGUGCUGGAGGUGCUGCUGCUGCCGCUGGUGUCUCUGCUGGUUCGAGAGUUGCUGCACGGCCACGGCCGUACUUCGUUCCGCUCCUUCAGCAGGUUCUUGGUCAGCGUCCUCCUCCUUGUCCUCCUCUCGCCUUAGAGUGUCCGCCGUCUGUCCAGUCACAGCCACAGUUACCGCCUGCCUCCCCACUCCCUGUGCCUACUCCUUACACUGGUCCGACUGGAGGUCUUGCUGAGAGACGUGAGCCUGCGUCACGUCCUGUGUCACCUGCGUCUCGUCGAGCGUCGCCUGUUCGAGCUGCUACCACUGGUAGUCGUGUCCCGCGUGAGCGUCCUCCUGCUGUCCCAGGCACUCACCAGAUGGCGCUUCGUCAGUCCACUGCUCCGCAGCGUGUCACUCUCCCGUCGCCUCCUGCGUCCUCUCUUCCUGCUCUGGCUGACCCCGAGUCAGACUCCCUUCGCGCUGCCAGUCCUACUGUCACACGUCUCCUGGCUACGGUUGUCACUAACCCUUCCUUUGAGUCCGCUGCUGCGUCUGCCUUAGUCACUGAGCUUGUCGACUUUGCAGCUGCGUGUCGUCUAGACUACGCUGCGAGUCUUGUUGCUGAGUCUGAGUCUGUCUGA
This is a messenger RNA of Closterium sp. NIES-65, 4134 nucleotides long. The record is from the annotation of a GenBank genome assembly. Lineage: Eukaryota; Viridiplantae; Streptophyta; Zygnematophyceae; Desmidiales; Closteriaceae.